Messenger RNA from Penicillium bovifimosum, 2196 nucleotides. Its product is annotated as alpha,alpha-trehalase. The record is from RefSeq and is a predicted model, not a curated record. The transcript has 5 exons. NCBI's taxonomy places the organism in Eukaryota, Fungi, Ascomycota, Eurotiomycetes, Eurotiales, Aspergillaceae. Bases 1 to 2196 code for a protein of 731 amino acids. Gene Ontology annotation, molecular function: calcium ion binding; alpha,alpha-trehalase activity. Gene Ontology annotation, cellular component: cytoplasm. Gene Ontology annotation, biological process: trehalose catabolic process.
AUGAGCUCGUCAAAGGGCCACACCAGGUCUGGUUCAAACAACGUUGAUCCCUAUUCAAACCCAGAUGUCUACUAUGGCAAUGAAGAUACUCUACGGAAGGUCAGAGCGGGAAGACGUGCAUUCUCAGUGAGUUUGACAGAUGUUAGCCGUGAAGACAUCAAUGGCUUUGUUGGAACCUUGCCUUCUCGACGCGGCAGUCACGAUGAGGCAUCGGGACAACCCCGAAAGUUCCUUAUCGAAGUGGACGAGACGCUCAAUGCUCUUCUGAAGCAGGAAGAUACAGAUCAGAAUAUGCAGAUCACCAUCGAGGAUAUGGGUCCUAAGGUGCUCUCGGUCGGAACUGCGGCAUCGUCGGGACAUAACCGAGUUGAUGUGCGGGGCACAUAUAUGCUCUCCAACCUCCUUCAAGAGCUUACGAUCGCAAAAGACUACGGUCGCAAGCACGUCAUUCUUGAUGAAGCACGGUUGAGCGAGAACCCAGUAUCGCGUCUCUCCCGAUUGAUUAAGAAUUCAUUCUGGAAGGCCCUCACAAGACGUAUCGAUGGCUCCAACAUUGAAAUCGCGGGCCGUGACCCCAAGGACUGGACUUCGGAUCCUCGACCGCGAAUUUACAUCCCUCCCGGUGCCCAGACACAAUUUGAAUACUACGAAAAGAUUGCGAAGGACCACCCUGAGCUGCGUCUGGAUGUGCAGAUGCUGCCCGCGGAGAUCACGCCUGAUUAUGUGAUGUCACUAAACGACAAGCCCGGUCUCCUUGCAUUGGCUAUGCAGAAGAAGUUGAAUGAAGCAACCAAUGAGACCGAAUUGGUCGGCGUGCCCUUCGUGGUGCCGGGCGGUCGUUUCAAUGAGCUGUACGGUUGGGAUAGCUACAUGGAGUCGUUGGGCCUGCUUGUCAGUGAUCGCGUCGAUCUUGCCAAGGGCAUGGUUGUCAACUUCUGCUUCGAGAUCAAGCACUAUGGCAAGAUCCUCAACGCCAAUCGAUCUUACUACCUCACCCGCUCGCAGCCGCCCUUCCUAACCGACAUGGCAUUGCGUGUCUACGAAAGAAUCAAGACCGAGCCCGAUUCGAAAGAGUUCCUCCGCAAUGCUGUCCUCGCUGCCAUCAAGGAGUACAACAGCGUUUGGGUCACCGCACCCCGUCUUGAUCCAGAGACUGGUCUGUCGAGGUAUCGCCCCGAAGGCUGGGGUGUACCUCCAGAGACCGAGCCUUCUCACUUCGUGCACAUUCUCACUCCAUAUGCCGAGAAGCAUGGAAUGAGCUUCAAGGAGUUUGUCGCAGCAUACAACUCCCGCGAGAUCGUUGAGCCCAAACUCGACGAAUACUUCAUGCACGACCGUGCCGUCCGUGAGUCUGGUCACGAUACUAGUUACCGUCUUGAGGGAGUGUGCGGAAAUCUCGCCACCGUCGACCUCAACUCCCUGCUCUACAAAUACGAAGUUGACAUUGCACGGAUCAUCCGCGUUCACUUCAACGAUAAGCUCCCGAUUCCGGAUGAGUUCCGUACACCCCUCACAAAGGAUAUCGAGACCGAGUCCUCGGCAGUCUGGGACCGUCGCGCGCGCAAGCGCAAGCAGCGCAUGGACCAGCUCCUCUGGAACGCAGAGAAGGGUAUGUACUUUGAUUACGAUACGGUCAAGAAGGAGCGCACAGACUACGAAACUGCCACGACCUUCUGGGCGAUGUGGGCAGGUCUCGCUUCUCCCGCUCAGGCUGCUGUCAUGGUUGAAAAGGCCCUGCCCCGGUUCGAGGCAUUUGGCGGUCUGGUUUCGGGUACCGAACAGUCGCGCGGCGCAGUUGGCUUAGAGCGUCCUAACCGACAAUGGGAUUACCCAUACGGCUGGGCGCCGCAACAGAUGCUUGCCUGGACGGGCUUCUUGCGCUACGGCUACCAGGAGGAGGCGGAGCGACUUGCGUACAAGUGGGUUUACAUGAUUACCAAGGCCUUUGUUGACUUCAAUGGUGUUGUCGUGGAGAAAUAUGAUGUCACCCGACCUAUCGAUCCACACCGGGUCGAUGCCGAGUAUGGCAAUCAGGGCACGGACUUCAAGGGUGCUCCGCGUGAAGGAUUCGGUUGGGUCAACGCCAGUUAUGUUUACGGACUCGAGAUCCUCAAUGCCCACAUGAGGCGCUCUUUGGGAACUAUCACUCCUUACGAGACGUACCACAAGGCGGUUGUGGCUCAGGAUGUAUUUUGA